AUGGGAAAGGUACCUCUGGAGAACGACGCCAAAGAAAAGAAAACCGAGUUCAGCUUAGUGCGCGUCAAAAGUACCUGGAAGCGUACCCGGGGAACGAAGGCCAACAUGGACACAGCUGACUGUGUUUCUGAUGCAAAAAUCUAUGAGAGCAUCACAGAGCAGGGCACCUCUUGGACAGUGGUGAGCCCCAUUGUCUUCACCUACAAGGUAACCGAGACUCACAACUUGCUGGACCCAUGCAACGACACACUCCUGCUGGGUCAAAUCACCGACCCGCAGCAGUUGGAGGACAUUAAAAAAUCAAGCAAGCCACUCAAACGCUUCAUAGUCGUUGACCAGGAGGUCUACAAAAUCUACGGUUCCAAGCUGACUGAGUACUUAGAGGCCAACAAUGUCCUGUACAAGAUCUUGGCUCUACCCACCACUGAGGAGAACAAAUCCAUGGACAUAGCCUUGAAGAUCAUAGAGGAGGUCAACAACUUCUCCCUUGACCGGCGCAAGGAGCCCAUCAUCGCCAUGGGUGGAGGAGUGUGCCUUGAUAUUGUCGGCCUGGCCGCCUCACUCUACAGGCGACGCACUCCUUACAUCAGAGUCCCGACCACCCUGCUCUCGUACAUCGAUGCGAGUGUGGGGGCAAAGACAGGGGUUAACUUUGCAAACUGCAAGAAUAAGCUCGGUGCCUACGUUCCACCCGUUGCUGUCUUCCUGGACCUGUCCUUCAUACAAACCAUUCCUCGAAGGCACAUCUCCAACGGGCUGGCGGAGAUGUUAAAAAUGGCCUUGAUGAAGCACAGAGGCCUCUUUGAGCUCCUUGAGAAGCAUGGUCUUAUGCUGCUGGACACUAAAUUCCAGACUGAUAAAAGCAUAGAUGGGCACAACCGCCUCCAGGCUGCAUCGAGGGCAACUCGUUUAGCCAUCACGACUAUGCUCGAGGAGCUUGCCCCCAACCUUUGGGAAGAUGACCUAAACAGACUUGUGGACUUUGGACACCUAAUCAGUCCAGCAUUAGAGAUGAAAGUUCUCCCAUCUCUCCUGCAUGGUGAGGCAGUGAACAUUGAUAUGUCUUACAUGGUUUACGUAUCUCAAGAGAGUGGUCUAUUGACAGAGGAGGAGAAGCAAAGGAUCAUCAGCUGCAUGGUGGGCCUGGAGCUCCCCGUCUGGCAUGAGGCAUGCACCAUGGAGCUCAUACAGAAGUCUCUGCAGGACAGACUGAAGCACUCUGGUGGCCUCAUCAGAAUGCCUCUGCCUGUUGGUCUUGGGCAAGCAGACAUUUUUAAUGACACAUCUUAUGAGACCCUGCACAGAGCUUACGAAAAAUGGCGUGACGAGCUGAGCGUCAGCCACUGCACCAGUUCAAUCCGAAGUGUAAAACUGUAG
This is a messenger RNA of Hippoglossus stenolepis (Pacific halibut), 1377 nucleotides long. It is a transcript of the gene eevs, whose product is annotated as 2-epi-5-epi-valiolone synthase. The transcript has 5 exons. NCBI's taxonomy places the organism in Eukaryota, Metazoa, Chordata, Actinopteri, Pleuronectiformes, Pleuronectidae. Gene Ontology annotation, molecular function: 3-dehydroquinate synthase activity. Gene Ontology annotation, biological process: antibiotic biosynthetic process. The record is from RefSeq and is a predicted model, not a curated record. The coding region runs from base 1 to 1377 and encodes 458 amino acids.